This is a messenger RNA of Protopterus annectens (West African lungfish), 2303 nucleotides long. RefSeq names its product glucoside xylosyltransferase 2 (gene GXYLT2). The record is from RefSeq and is a predicted model, not a curated record. The transcript is spliced from 7 exons. Gene Ontology annotation, biological process: protein O-linked glycosylation via N-acetylgalactosamine. Gene Ontology annotation, molecular function: UDP-xylosyltransferase activity. NCBI's taxonomy places the organism in Eukaryota, Metazoa, Chordata, Ceratodontiformes, Protopteridae. The coding region runs from base 355 to 1677 and encodes 440 amino acids.
GGCAGCAUUAGUUCUUGAGAUGACCCUGUGCCCUGUAAUAUAACCCCAACUGUCUGUCAUUAUAUUAGGGGAAGUGAUAUUCCUAUGCAGUUUUCCGUUCAGCGCUACCAAUCCAAUCUACAUCGCGGUGAUACUAUAGGUGUUACGGCAGAGAAGCAGCAGCACCCCCCUCCCUCUGCUUUUCUAUUUGUUGAGAGGCUGUAGCGGUAGCGCGCUAGGAGGGAUAUGGCGUGUGCACAAUGCAGUGGGUUCUACAAACAGAGAAAUUGGCAAAUCUGGAUUUAAUUUCCGAGUUGCGGCUGAGAUGAAGAAAAUUGCUGACGUAGCCCCAUAUGGCUGCAAGUUGCUUCCACGAUGAAACUUUACUGCAAGAUCGUCACAGUUGCUCUCUGUUUUGGAGUUGUGCUGCUUUUGUAUCUUUUCGUGAGUAGUGGGGACGAACCGCCUUAUAAAGUUGCUAAAGAAGGGUACGAACCUCUCGUUUCCUCAGGGUUAGAGAAGCUGUCUUCCACCAACUUGGCAUAUUUCCGUCCUGCAGAAUCUCAGUUUUGGAGGAAAACGCCACGUCUUAGCAGGAAAAAACACGGUAAACUCCCUAGUAGAAGAGGGAAGUUUGCAGAUACCAGGAAACAUGGUGAGCAGAGGAUGUAUACGAAAGACAGAACUAUUGGAGAAUGGAUGCACCUUGCAGUUGUUGCAUGUGGCACUCGACUAGAGGAAACCCUUACGAUGCUCAAGUCGGCCUUGCUUUUUAGUAGUAGAAAGAUCAUCUUCCACAUCUUUGCUGAGGAUUCUUUGAAGUCACAGUUUGAAAGCAAUCUGCAGAAAUGGUACCACUACUACCCCCCAUCAUUCCAGUUCCACAUAUACCCAAUUACAUUUUCAGCAGGAAACCCCCAGGAGUGGAAGAAGCUGUUUAAACCCUGUGCAGCACAGCGCCUUUUUCUGCCGGUCAUUCUAAGGGAUGUUGAUUCUCUUCUGUAUGUGGACACAGAUGUUUUGUUUUUGCGACCCGUUGAAGACAUCUGGAGUUUUUUGAACAGGUUUAAUUCCACUCAGCUGGCAGCCAUGGCACCCGAGCAUGAAAUCCCAAAGAUUGGCUGGUACAGUCGAUUUGCACGCCAUCCAUUUUAUGGUGCAGCUGGAGUUAAUUCUGGUGUGAUGCUGAUGAAUUUAACUCGAAUAAGAAACACGCAGUUCAAGAACAACUUGAUCCCAGCUAAUUUGACAUGGGAAGAAAUGCUGUACCCCUUAUAUCAGAAGUAUAAAAACUACAUCACGUGGGGUGAUCAGGAUCUUCUAAACAUAAUUUUCUACUUUAAUCCAGAGCUGCUUUAUAUAUUUCCUUGUCACUGGAACUACAGACCUGACCAUUGCAUGUACGGCAGUAACUGCAAAGGAGCUGAAGAAGAGGGAGUGUCUGUUCUCCAUGGUAACCGUGGUGUUUAUCAUGAUGAUAAACAACCUGCCUUCAAAGCAGUGUAUGAAGCGAUACGUGAUUAUCCAUUUGAGGAAAACCUUUUUCAGUCCAUGUUUUACCCUCUUCAGUCAAAGUUCUUAAAUGCAGUGCACACAUUGUGUGGUCGAAUUCCACAGGUUUUUCUCAAGCAAAUAGAGCACACAAUGCGGAAAGUAUAUGAAAGGAAUGUAAUUGUCCAUAUUGGGCAUGUCAUAUAAGUGUCGUCCUUGCCUCAUUUAAUGGUAUCUUGUGUGUGUCAGGAGACUUGAAGCAUGUCAUUUUAGAAUGGGAGUAAGAGAAAUAAAAGGCUAGGUUCUGUGGAAUCUCAGUAGUGAUACCUUUAUGGAAUAUCCCUCCCACAGGAUUAUGCUGAGUUUCUGUAGAUGAGACGGGUCCUGAUUUUCAUAACGUUGACAAAUGUAUCCAGUUGAUAUAUAGUAAAGCUCAACUGUAUCAUGUUAAUGAGCACUUUGAGAAGACACAGGAUAAGCAGUCUGUUUUUAAAAUCAUAAAGUUGCUAAUGGGAAUUGCGUUGCAAAGUGACCCAUCCAGACUGAGCAGCUGAUAAUAGUGUUUGAGUAAUUUGUAGGAGAACAUUAUAUUUUUGUGAAUAUGAGUAUAUACUUACUGAAUUUAAGAAUGACUCAGUUUGUCACUGAUUUUUUGAAGUAGUAUAUAAAAAAAACUGAGUGUUCAGACCAUGCAAAUUACAUUCCAUUUUUACCUUAACUUCUUCUUUCAGCUUUUCCCCGGUCAGGGGUCGCCAGAGUGGAUCACCUGUCCGCUCAUGAUUGGCAGAGGAGUUUUUACGGUGCACGCAGUCACACCUAGGGCCAAUUUAGAG